UCGACCACUCAUGAGCUAACACGAUGCUAAGCUAGUAGUAGUAAUACGGUAGUUUCCCCCCCUAUCAAUAUAGUAGUAGUAGUUGUUGUUUUCCUAUAAAUAUUUGUUCAUUUUGUGAAUUUGUGUCAUUAGCAUGUAAGACUUUACGUGUGAGGACAAUUUUGUGGAAAUCCACCGAGGAUAAACAGUGGCAGCUACUUCCAGAAUGCAGACUGGUGGGGUCACCCAGAACAGUGGAUUGGGAGACUUGGAGGUCCUGUUGGCCAAUAAAGAAAGGGAGUGGAAGGAGCUUCAUGCGAGAAGGGUUAAUCUGUUGGAGGAUUCUCUUAAAAAGGCCCAGGACGAGUGUUCUUCCCUCAGGCAACAAUACCAGAAGCUGAAAGAGGACUUCCAGUACAAUUUGUCUAUCCUGGAUGAACAAGAGAAGGAAUUGCAGAAAUAUGAUGUCAUCACAUCCAGGGCUUUGAAUGCAGAGCAGAGCAGGCAGGAGGAGCUGAGCCGUCUGCGUAUCCAGGUUGCCGUGCUGGAGGAGAAGCAAGCCAAAGAUGCCGAGGCGAGACAGGAGGAGCUGCACAUAAACCAGAACAAAGCUGCUCAGCAAAGGCUGCAGCUGGAUGAACUAAGACACUCUAUGACAGACACAAUCGAAAAGCAAAUGGAGGAGCAUGAGCGAAUGAAGUUGGAGUUCCAGCACAGGGUGCAUGAGAUGGAGGAUGAGCUCACUCGGCAGAAAGAGGAAUUGACAGCAACUUGGGAAAAGAAGCUCAGGCAACGAGAGCACCAGUUCAAUCUUAAACUGGAUGAGAUGCAUGCCGUGUUGCUGUCCAAUGAGCUCAAGAUUAAGUGUUUGUCUAAAGAGUGUGAAGUUCAGAGCAAGGCUCGAGAGCAAGAAACACAAGCGCUCAAAGCAUCUGAAGAGUUGUGUGAACAAUUACAUACCCAAUUACAGCACAAGGCUGAUUUGAAUGAUGAAACCACAGCUGUAAAGGAUGUAAGGAUCAAAGAACUGGAGCACCAGUUGAAAUGGAUGGAGAGCAAACUAGAGAAGCAGAGAGAUGACCACAUUAGGAAACAGGAGGACGAUGCCCAGGCUUUGAAAGAGAAGGAUAAGCAAAUGGGGGUUCAGUAUGAGGUUCACUUAGAGCAGUUAAAAAGAGCCGAAAAACAAAUGAUCCAACUUCAGAAUAGCAUGAAGAUUCAGUCUGCAAAAGCCUGCUCGACCCAAAAGGACAUGGAGAUGGCCUUGGAGCAGAAAAACGACACAAUAAAGAGACUUCGUACUGACGUGACUGCAGCUCAGGCUACAUUGGAGAAGUACAUGUGUCAAACAUCUCACGACAUGGUUACCAACAAAUCGGAGUUAAUAAUAUUACAGAACAGUAAUAACAAACUACGUGCCGAGUUGGAGAGAAGCAGAGACGAGAUUAACAGGUACAAGCAGGAUAUAAGUGCUGGUUUGAAGAGAGAAGCAGCCUUAGAACAGGCUCGAAUUCAGUUGGAGUUAGAGUGGCAGAAACGCUGUGAUGCUACCAAGGCUAAACAUUACUUGGCUAAUGAGCAGCUUAUACAAGAUUUGACCCAAGCCAGAGACCAGGCAAAGGCAGAGCUUCAGCAGAAAGAAAAAGAGUUGCAUGACUUGACCGUCUUGCUUCCCUCUGUUGAAAAUCAGACUGAUAAAGCAGGGCAGUGCAUCACACCAAAACCAGACACGCGAUCAUCCGAGGAAAUAAGUUCCCUGGUUGAGCAGAACAAUUUUUUGCGAGCCGUUGUUUCCCAGAUGAGAAGAGACAUGGAGGAUCUUGGUCAUCUCUUACCACAUCCGCAGACCGAAUAUGAAGCUGCCUCUCCCAAGAUGGUUGAAGCCCCCGAUGUGCCGCCAGCUACCCCGACAACUGAACCUCUUGCCAAUCAACCUGAUAUAACUGCUACAAACAUUCCAACAUAUUUGUCAGACUACACUCAGGGUCUGAAAAAGGAGAUGAGCUUGCUGAAUGAACGAUGCAGACACAUCGAGGAGCAGCUACAAGGUGCUCCAGCCAUAGGAACGCCUAAAAAUGUUAUGGGCAAUCCACAUGAUUCAACAUCUUUGGCGUGGCCAAAUGCUGAGCCUGAUCAUACCAAUGUGAGGUUUCAGAGUUCAGUAGUGCAACAGGUCCAAGAUAGGCACUCCUAUCUGUGGCAGCAGCAGCAGCAUUUGAAUUCAGCUCUUAUGGCCGGUGCUGCAUCUAGUAAUGUUCAGGGUAUUAAAAAGAACAUUGUUCUGUCACAUGCCAGGCUAAAGCAAGCAGCGUUUUACAUUGCCCGUCUGAGCAGAGAGAAGCAACAGCUCAUACAGAUAGGCAAUUGUCUUCGUGCCGCUAUCACCAGCGCUGGAUUACAGGAAACGAUUGAACGAAAAAAAGAUGACUCUAAAGUGGAGCAAAGACAUCAACAUGAACGUCUCUCUGCUCUGGAGAAGCUGCAGUACAGACUUACCACUCAGGAGCUUCAAUAUGCUGCUAGGCAGAAGGCUUGCACUGUUGCGAAACAUGCCAAUUCAACCAACAGCAGAAGGACUCACCAAAAAGGAGACCGCAACCCUUGUUCCAGAGUGCACCAGUCAACUGAUGAGACUGGGACCUCUAAAACUGCUACAAGCAGCCAGCAACAAAGCUCGGAGCUCAAGACACAGCCCAGUUCAGAAGAGUCACUGCAGUCAUUGAAAGGAAUUUGGGAGAUAUUGGACCAUGGAUUAAGUUCAUCCAUUCACUCAGAAGGUGAUAGUGAGCUCAUCAGGAGCAAGGUGACCAAGUCAGGCACCGGUGGAGUGAUGGUGACCGGUACCAGCGCUCCCAUCCACCGAGGUUCCUCAGCCAAGCGCCAGCAGAAGAAGAACCCUACCAAAGCACCGUCAAACCCACCAAAGAGCUGCAAGAAAGGAACCCUGGGCAAAAUCAGCAGGAUCAGAAACUAUAAUGCCAAAGACUAACACUUAUACAAGACAAUUGUUUGUCUUCCAAGUCAUUGUGAUCAUUGUGUGAUCAGUAAAUUGUUUUAGCUUUUGGAACACGUUCAAUUUCGUCCACCAAUAUUAACAAGAAACUGCUAUUUUUGGAGAAAUUGCAAUUAGGAGCUUUGCAGCUGUGAUUUGGGGACAUUACAGGGUCACUUCCUGUCCAUUUGGGGACAUUUCAAGGUAAUCUCUUGUUGAUAUCAGGUGACUUGCUGUUGGGGAAAUUUCAGGGUCACUUCCUGUUGAUUUGGGGACAUUUUAGGGUCACUUCCUGUUGAUAUCAGGUCAUUUCCCGUUGAUAUUCUGACCUACAUGGCCUUCAACGGCAUCGACUUUUAUAUACGCCAUUGGCAUCAACAGAAUCGACAUAAAUGGCAGUCAAUGCCAUCGAUGUACAUUGAUGUCAAUGUCAUAGACGUGCAUGGCUGUCAAUAUAUCAAGUCAUUUCCUGUUGAUAUUUUGACAUACAUAGCCGUCAAUGUCAUCAUUUUACAUAUACGCCAAUGGGAUGGAAUCGAAAUACAUUGGCAUCAACAGAAUCAACAUACAUUGCCGUCAAUGGCAUAGACGUAUAUUGCUGUUAAUGUCAUGGAUGUGCAUGGCUAUCAAUUGCAAUGAAUGACAAUGGGUUGUCAUAAGUUUUUCUGCCAUUGAAAAUGAAUUGGAAAUUUUGGCCAUUAGAAAUGAAUAAAACUACGAACAUGGCCGUCAGUGGCAUCCCAUUAGAAAUGAAUGUGAAAGGUUUUGGCAAAUUCUGUAUUCAAUUUUUAUGCCCUGUUCUAAAAUUUAAAUGUAAUGUGCAA
Messenger RNA from Corythoichthys intestinalis (scribbled pipefish), 3795 nucleotides. RefSeq names its product coiled-coil domain containing 57 (gene ccdc57). The transcript has 19 exons. Gene Ontology annotation, biological process: microtubule nucleation; positive regulation of mitotic cell cycle; cilium assembly. NCBI's taxonomy places the organism in Eukaryota, Metazoa, Chordata, Actinopteri, Syngnathiformes, Syngnathidae. The coding region runs from base 206 to 2968 and encodes 920 amino acids. Gene Ontology annotation, cellular component: centriolar satellite; centriole; spindle microtubule. The record is from RefSeq and is a predicted model, not a curated record.